GACAGCGCCACAUGUUGCCAGUGCGGCCAGGAAAUAUCCAGCAAGAGGUUCGCUUUAGCGUUUGGUGUUCAGCAGGUGUAGUUUGCUAGCAGCGAGGCUAGCUUUAGACACUGCUAACACAUCAGCGGCUAUGGCUUUUGGGGUUUGCUUUUGCGUGGCCGUACUCCAGUUUGCAUGGUUCCCUGCAAAAUCUGAAAAUGUUCCUGAAGGAGUUCAUCAAAUGGAGUGUUAUGAUCGCUACUUCAUGAUAGCUGUUGAUCUUUCCUUCACUGGAGAGGAACCCCGCUUUGAGGCCGUCGAUGGAACAGGCGUGUACCCCAUCACUGAGCAGUAUUCAGCUGAGUGUGGCUACACUGUAAGUGUUCUCCCUCUUCCAGGCCACGUGGAGCUCCGAGCCUCUUACCUCAGCUGUCACGCUGACAACAACGAUGACGAAGUGUUCACAUUUAACUUCAACCUGAUUGCAAACCAUGAAGGGAAGGAGAUCACCUAUGCCUUGAACAAGACCUGUUCUCCCUCCCUCCCUUGGUCUCCCAGAGAGGUUACCUGUGAGACCAACUACAUGGAAGUGUCCGUGAGGAGUGAGGUGGCCUGUCCAUCUGGAACAAAUGGAGACGACUCAAUUGCUGAUAAAUCUGACCAAGCAUCAGCUACUUCAGACUGGCAGGUGAUGUUUCAGAGAGCGGGGGAGAAGUUGAUACCCAUGAACCUCUCUGAAGCUCGUAAUCAGCGCUAUGUGUUUGACCUGACGGACAGAAGACUUGUAUUUCGUACACCUUAUGGACAAGCAGACUCCUUCAGCGAGGAGGUGAAUGGUGUUCCAGUAGAGGUGGUCCAUGCAACUCUGUUCUCCAGACAAAGCUGGGUUGUCCUCAUGGUCGACCUUGUGGCUGCUUGCUCCAUGCACGAAGGAUCAUAUGAUGACCAUGGAUACAUGAAGUGGCAGACUCCUGAGGUGCUGCACCCGCUGGUGUCUGGUUUGAACGAAACACGGGUCACACUGGGACUGAAUGGUGAACUCUUGGAGCAGCCAGUUGCAGAGGAGAGAGGCUACAUUGUGGAGAGGCACAACGCUACAGUUGAGAUCAGCAUCCCCUAUAACGCUGAAGGAGGAUACAGAAAGAGCUUUGUGACUGGGGGUCUCCGAGAAUUUUACAUCUUUAAUCUCUACUUGGAGCAAACCCUGGUGGAUGAGGAUGAUGCAGAGACCAGAAUGAGGUUACACAGGACACUGGCCACUCCCCUGCUGCUGCGCCCUGUUUUCACUGUUAACAGAACCAUUCUUGAAGAGCAAAUGUUCACCAUCUACCUUGGCGAUAUCCCUGAAGACAUUGAGCUGGCUGCUGUUCAGCUGAACGGACAAGAGUUUUCAGUUCCCUUUACAAAUGCAAGCGGCUGCGCUGUCACAAAAGUUGUUCAUCCCAACAACACCCAUGGCUACACGCUGAAGGUGCCUUUCAAUGACUCGUACAUCAUACAUCAGUUCUCCAAAGAAGAUGAAUCCAUGAAGCACACGCUGGACAUCAACUACACACUAACAAUUCUACCUGAAAAUGAGCCUUAUUACCAUCUGGCAUCCGUCAUGGCACUAACUGAUGUCUCUCCUCCAGAGUUUGGUGCAGUCUGUUCGGAGUCUGGCAUCCGCUUCAAACUGGACCACCGGCCUUUCGAUUACAUGUGGUACAUUAAUAUCGGCUCUGAACUGCUGACGCCAGAGCUGGCAGCCCAGCACGGCUACAUCAUGAGCAACGAUAGCCAGAGUCUGUUGCUUGAGGUGCCCCUCUUCACAUAUGGAUAUGAAUACAAGGACUUCGCUUUGAAGGGGUUCCUUGGUACAUUUGAGAUCCUUGUGAGGGAUCAUGAAACAUCAGAGGUCCAGAGUUCAGCUGUCAAGACUUGUCCAUUCACUAGUACUGAACUUAUUGUGUGUUCGACUGAUGGCAGGAUGACUGUGGUGGCGAACUUGUCUCUGGCCAUCCCAAGUGGAGGAAGCCCUGCUAGGACCAACCUCAUCAACAUGUACUGUGGCCCCAAAGAAGCCGAUGACACCAGUGCUCUCUUCUCUUUCCUACUCAACAGCUGUGGAUCCACAGUCAAGCUUGGCAAGGAAACUGUGACCUAUCAAAAUGAGAUUUUGUACAGCAAGAAACACCACAGUGUGAGCAAAGCUGCCUCUGAAGAAAUUACUGACAGGGUGACGGUGCAGUGUACAUAUCCCCUGGCCGGACUCCAUCGCCUCUUCUCGACGUACAGGUUUGAGUCUGACUCAGCUGGCAUCGGCAGCAUCAUCCACACUAUGCCAUCCACAGCAGGUGCACCAGGUCCACAGGUCCCCACCACCAAGCAGGUGCUUCAAACCACACCUGCUACAAAAACACCAAACCCAACGCCUGUAGCUUUCCAGCCUGCUUUCCACCCCCCUGCUCGCUACGUCAAAGUGCCUGCAUUUAAUAGAUUUCGUGGCAUGAUAAAAGGAGCUGGAGAAACCUUGCAAACCAGUGUAAAUGCUGCCAACAUUUGAAGGAAAAAAAAUGUAUAGGAGAAUUUGUAAUUGAAUAAACUUUUCUUAAAUGCUGUA
Messenger RNA from Scophthalmus maximus (turbot), 2578 nucleotides. RefSeq lists its product as uncharacterized. NCBI's taxonomy places the organism in Eukaryota, Metazoa, Chordata, Actinopteri, Pleuronectiformes, Scophthalmidae. The record is from RefSeq and is a predicted model, not a curated record. The transcript has 18 exons. The coding region runs from base 131 to 2521 and encodes 796 amino acids.